Acanthosepion pharaonis is the source of this 909-nucleotide messenger RNA. Lineage: Eukaryota; Metazoa; Mollusca; Cephalopoda; Sepiida; Sepiidae. The record is from the annotation of a GenBank genome assembly.
AUGUCUAUCUAUCUAUCUAUGCAUAUCUAUAUAUAUAUCUAUCUAUCUAUCUAUCUAUCCUAUUUAUCUAUCCUCUUUAUUCGUUCAUUAUCCUUUCUAUUUCAUUAUCUAUCUAUCUAUCUAUCUCAUUCCAUUUAUACCUAUAUCUCUGUCUAUUUCAUCUAUCUAUUUCUAUGCAUCCAUCCAUCCAUCUAUCUCAUUUUUAUUAUUUUUAUUUCUAUCUAUCUAUCUAUCUAUCUAUCUAUCUAUCUAUCUAUCUAUCUCAUUCCAUUUCAUACCUGUCUAUUUAAAUUAUCUAUCUAUCUAAAAUCCAUCUAUCCAUCUAUCCUCAUUCCAUUUAUACCUGUCUAUUUCAUUAUCUAUCUAUCUAUCUAUCUAUCUAUCUAUCUAUCUCAUUCCAUUUAUACCUGUUCGUUUCAUUAUCUAUCUAUCUAUCUAUCUAUCUAUCUAUCAUUUCCUUUAUACCUCCUAUUUCAUUUUCAUCUAAAAUCUAAAAUCUAUCUAUCUAUCUCAUUCCAUUUAUACCACCCUAUUUCAAAUAUCCUAUCUAUCUAUCUAUCUAUCUAUUUAUCAUCUUUAUACCUCUCUAUUUCAUUAUCUAUCCAUCAUCUAUCUAUCCCAUCGUAUCUAUUCCAUUCAUUUAUACCUGUCUAUUUCAUCUAUCUAUCUAUCUAUCUAUCUCAUUCCCUUUAUACCUGUAUAUUUCAUUAUCUAUCUAUCUAUCUAUCUAUCUAUCUAUCUAUCCCUUUAUACCUGCCUAUUUCAUUAUCUAUCAAAUCUAUCUAUCUAUCUAUCUAUAUAUCUAUCUAUUAUCACCGGUCUAUAUCUCAUUCCAUUUAUACCUGCCUAUUUCAUUAUCUAUCUAUCUAUCUAUCUAUCUAUCUAUCUAUCUAUCUAUCUAUCUAUUAA